UUCAAAUUACAACUACAACAGUUACAUUCUGCGCUGUCACAUUCUUUGUUCAGUUCAUCACAUUAAUUAGAGUUCAUCUGUCUUCUCUUUUCUUCCACUUGCACAUUAAGCAAAACUGAGAGAUUUUUUAAACACAAUGCAGGAGGUAAGAAGAGUACGAGUAGGUAAUGUAUCAGAUCUGGCGGCGGAGAGAGAGGUUCACGAGUUCUUCUCCUUUUCCGGCGAGAUUGAGCAUAUUGAGAUUCACCGAGAAUCGAAGACUGCUUUUGUUACAUUUAAAGAUCCCAAAGCGCUUGAAAUUGCCUUGUUGUUGUCGGGAGCAACCAUAGUGGAUCAGAUUGUAACUAUUACUAAGGCAGAGGACUACGUGACUCGGGAAGUCAGGAUAGUUGAUAAUGCUGUGAAUGUGGCCGCAGAAAGUUCUUCUCCCCUUGCUGAGGCCAAACCUAAUUCUCCUAGCAAUGGAAGGGUGGACGGGAAAGUAUAUAUCACUAAAGCACAAGAUGUUGUCUCAAAUGUGUUGGCAAAAGGUUCAGCUAUCAGACAAGAAGCAAUGAAUAAAGCCAAGGCGUUUGAUGAGAAACACCAGUUAAGAGCCACUGCAUCUGCCAGAGUCAUUUCCUUUGACCGAAGAGUUGGGCUAACAGAAAAGCUUACGGUUGGAAUUUCAGUUGUAAAUGAGAAAGUUAAAUCUGUUGAUCAAAGGCUUCAAGUGUCAGAUAAAACGAUGGCUGCAGUUAUGGCAGCAGAACGGAAAUUGAAUGACACAGGAUCAGCAGUCAAAUCAAGCAGGUAUGUCAAUGCUGGAGCUGCCUGGCUGAAUGGUGCUUUUUCUAAAGUAGCUAAAGCAGGGCAAGUUGCUGGUACAAAAACGAGAGAAAAAUGGAGUUUUGCACUGUCAAAUUUGACAGCAAAGGAUCCUUCUAUUGUUGCCUAGAUCAUAUAUGUGAAUUUGUGUUGGAGUUGCUAAGUUGUCUCUGUCAAAUAGCUUGGGAUUCCAAUAACUAUUUCCGUUCAUCUAGGAAUUGGCCGGUAUGCAGAUUCCAGAUCGUCUAUGCCAAAUUCAAGCAAGUUUCCAUUUGUGAUGUAAUUCUUUUCAUUGGUUAAUUUCUUCCCAUCUUAGUGUGGAGUGGUGUGGUGAAAUACGACUAUACGAUGUUGUGUAAUUCUUUUAGUUUGUAAGCCUUUCAAGUCAUGAUAGGUUAGAAGCUUGUAUUGGAAUCAUAUCUUUCUUGGUGAGGUGAUGCCGAAGGUUAAUAGAAGCAAGCAAAAACCAGAGUUGAGCGUAAGUAAAAAAGAUUUCUGAUUUUGAUGCUUAUAUUAUAUUGACAUCCAGCA
Lycium ferocissimum is the source of this 1338-nucleotide messenger RNA. Its product is annotated as binding partner of ACD11 1. The transcript is spliced from 8 exons. Gene Ontology annotation, molecular function: RNA binding. The coding region runs from base 137 to 937 and encodes 266 amino acids. NCBI's taxonomy places the organism in Eukaryota, Viridiplantae, Streptophyta, Magnoliopsida, Solanales, Solanaceae. The record is from RefSeq and is a predicted model, not a curated record.